AUGGCAACUGGAAUUGCUGCCAUUGGGAUUCCACAUUUGGGGGCUGAUAUUCAGAAUUUCACAGAUGAAGAAUUAUUAAUUUUACUGAAAAAUAAAAAGUUGUCCCUUCACAAACUGGAGAACGAUCUUGGAAAUUGUGAACGUGCCGUCGUCGUUCGGAGAAAAUUUAUUUCUAAAUUAGUAAAUUGUGAAGAUGCAUUAAAUGAGCUUCCUUUUACAAAUUAUAAUUAUGAAAUGGUAAUGGGUGUCUGCUGUGAAAAUGUAAUUGGAUAUAUGCCACUUCCAGUGGGAAUUGCAGGACCUUUGUUGCUAGAUGGAAAGAAUUAUUACAUUCCAAUGGCAACGACAGAAGGUUGCUUGGUUGCCAGCACUAACAGGGGAUGUCGUGCAAUUAGUCUUUCAGGUGGUGUAAAAAGUAAUGUUACUGGAGACGGCAUGACAAGAGGUCCCGUCGUGAGAUUACCUUCCGUUCAACAAGCCGUAACUGUUAUGAAUUGGUUAAAUGAAGAAGAAAAUUUCAAAUAUUUGAAAUCAGUAUUUGAUUCCACAAGCAGGUAA
Messenger RNA from Centruroides sculpturatus (bark scorpion), 558 nucleotides. Its product is annotated as 3-hydroxy-3-methylglutaryl-coenzyme A reductase-like. Gene Ontology annotation, molecular function: hydroxymethylglutaryl-CoA reductase (NADPH) activity. The record is from RefSeq and is a predicted model, not a curated record. Gene Ontology annotation, biological process: coenzyme A metabolic process; sterol biosynthetic process; isoprenoid biosynthetic process. The coding region runs from base 1 to 558 and encodes 185 amino acids. Lineage: Eukaryota; Metazoa; Arthropoda; Arachnida; Scorpiones; Buthidae. The transcript has 5 exons. Gene Ontology annotation, cellular component: endoplasmic reticulum membrane; peroxisomal membrane.